CCGAAACAUCAUAWUGCGCAUGCGCUCUCUCUUGACUGUGGUUCGACCUCUGCAGUCGUAAGACCCGGGCUUCAGCCAGAUUUGAUCAAACCGGUUAAAACUACCUGAAAUACAAGAUGUACGCCUGUGCAAAGUUUGUUUCCACACCGGCUGUGGUCCGUGCUGGUUCCCGAGCUCUUUACAGACCCCUGUCUGCCUCUGUGCUGUCCAGGCCUGAAGCCAAUGCAGAGAGCACUGUUGCUGUGAUGCCACAGAAUCCCCUCGCUCAGGUCACACUGAGAGGCUUCCAGACCAGCGCCAUCAGCAGGGACAUCGACACCGCUGCUAAGUUUAUUGGUGCCGGGGCUGCCACUGUUGGAGUCGCUGGCUCUGGUGCUGGAAUUGGGACAGUGUUCGGUAGUCUCAUCAUUGGUUAUGCCAGGAACCCAUCUCUGAAGCAGCAGCUGUUCUCAUAUGCCAUCCUGGGAUUUGCCCUGUCUGAAGCUAUGGGACUCUUCUGUUUGAUGAUUGCUUUCCUUAUCCUGUUUGCUAUGUGAAACUGCCCCUACAACACUUUAAUUACAGAUGUGACUAAAUAUUUUCUUGUGGCUACCAAAAUUGUUCCGUAUUGGUGUCAUGGAAAUGUACAUUUUUCAAGUCUUUCAGACACUGUCAAAAACAGCAAAACAUGUAUUGUACAAAUGAAAGAUCUUACACAAUUAAAAUACAUGUAUUUGACUAUUUAA
This is a messenger RNA of Austrofundulus limnaeus, 725 nucleotides long. It is a transcript of the gene atp5mc3a, whose product is annotated as ATP synthase membrane subunit c locus 3a. Gene Ontology annotation, biological process: proton transmembrane transport; proton motive force-driven ATP synthesis. Lineage: Eukaryota; Metazoa; Chordata; Actinopteri; Cyprinodontiformes; Rivulidae. The record is from RefSeq and is a predicted model, not a curated record. Bases 117 to 536 code for a protein of 139 amino acids. The transcript has 5 exons. Gene Ontology annotation, molecular function: proton transmembrane transporter activity.